Molecule: messenger RNA, 382 nt
Organism: Malurus melanocephalus (red-backed fairy wren)
Lineage: Eukaryota; Metazoa; Chordata; Aves; Passeriformes; Maluridae
Gene: CSTA
Product: cystatin A
Exons: 3
Coding region: 1-297 (98 amino acids)
Cellular component (GO): cytosol
Molecular function (GO): cysteine-type endopeptidase inhibitor activity
Source: RefSeq, a predicted model, not a curated record
AUGAUGACUGGAGGCUUAUCUGACACCAAGCCAGCCACUCCAGAGGUUCAGCAGAUUGCUAACCAGGUGAAGCCACAGUUUGAAAGCCAGAUAAACAAAACCUGUGCCAUAUUUACAGCCAUAGCAUAUAGGGAUCAACUGGUUGCUGGGAUGAACUACUUUAUUAAGGUCCAAGUUUCURAUGAUGACUAUGUCCACUUGAGGGUUUUUCAGAGUCUUCCUCAGGCGAACCAAGGUCCCCGUCUUGAUGGUUUUCAGACUGGCAAAACCAGAGAUGACCCUAUCACCUACUUCUAAGAGAUGAUGAGGAGCAGUGCCUCACCUCUGCAAGUCCUUAUGGGGUCCUGCCUGUGACAGUAAAUAAAAUAAAUCUGGAAAGCUA